AAUAUUAAUUUGCUUUUUCUCUUGCUCACACCCCAAGCAUUAUUCUAUCCAUCAAGUAUAUACCCUUUUCUUGUCCUUCUAUAUCAAAGUUCAGAACUUUACCUCUUCUCUACUACUUGUAUAUUACCGUUUCUAUUAUCCGGUGACCGGAAAAUGGCUUUCCGGCGUAUACCCAUCAUCACUUUUACCUUGUUUCUUUACUUAAUAGUUUCUACCCAGUCCCGGAACAUUAAUAGUUUACACAGAAAGCACAAAGCCCAAUUCAAAGGACCCAUCAAAACCUUAGUAGUCUUAGUAAUGGAAAAUCGUUCCUUUGACCAUGUUCUUGGCUGGCUUAAAUCAACCCGACCCGAUAUCGACGGUCUAACAGGAAAAGAACAUAAUCGGGUCUCCAUCGCCGACCCGAACUCUGAGAAAGUCUACGUCUCCGAUGAUGCCGUCUUCGUUGACUGGGACCCGGGUCACUCCUUUCAAGCGAUCCGAGAACAAAUAUUCGGGUCGGAUGAAGACAGCAAAGCAAACCAGCCAUUAAUGAAUGGGUUUGCACAGCAAGCCGAGUCCAUGAGUGAGAACAAAUCAAGAACCGUCAUGAGCGGGUUUAAACCGAACCGGUUGCCGGUUUACACAGCGCUAGCUAAUGAGUUUGCGGUGUUCGACCGGUGGUUCGCAUCGGUUCCGGCUUCAACACAACCGAACCGGUUUUAUGUACAUUCGGCGACAUCCCACGGAGCAACAAGCAACGUACGCAGAGAUCUAAUCCAUGGAUUUCCUCAGAAAACAAUAUUUGACUCGUUAGACGAAAAUGACCUUACAUUUGGGAUAUAUUACCAAAAUAUUCCUGCCACUUUAUUCUUCAAAUCACUGAGAAAAUUAAAGCAUUUGAUAAAAUUUCACGACUAUGAGUUGAAAUUUAGAAGGCAUGCCAGGCUAGGGAAGUUGCCUAAUUAUGCGGUGGUGGAGCAGCGUUACUUUGACGUGGAGCUGUUUCCAGCCAAUGACGAUCAUCCAUCACAUGACGUGGCGAUUGGACAGAGGUUUGUGAAGGAGGUGUAUGAGAUACUGAGGGCUAGUCCCCAGUGGAAGGAAAUGGCUUUGUUAAUAACUUAUGAUGAGCAUGGCGGGUUUUAUGAUCAUGUGCCUACACCUGUGACUGGUGUUCCCAGUCCUGAUGGGAUUGUUGGCCCUGACCCGUUUUACUUUCGGUUUGACCGUUUGGGUGUUCGGGUUCCAACUAUUCUGGUUUCUCCUUGGAUUGACAAGGGCACUGUAAUCCAUGAGCCUGUUGGGCCAACACCGCAUUCACAAUUUGAGCAUUCUUCAAUUCCUGCAACUGUAAAGAAGCUUUUUAACUUGAAAUCAAACUUCCUUACGAAGAGAGAUGCAUGGGCUGGUACUUUUGAGGAUUACUUUCACAUUCGUGACACUCCACGUGAUGAUUGUCCAGAAACCCUGCCAGAGGUGCAGAUGUCAUUGAGGCCAAGGGGACCAAUAGAAGAUAUGCGUCUAUCUGAGUUUCAAGUCGAACUGAUCCAGCUUGCCUCACAACUCAAUGGUGAUCAUGUCUUGAAUACUUACCCAGAUAUUGGGAAAAGCAUGACAGUGGGGGAAGCCAACAGAUAUGCCGAGGAUGCAGUUAAGAGAUUCCUAGAAGCUGGGAAGGCUGCUCUUAGAGCUGGAGCCAAUGAAUCUGCAAUUGUUACAAUGAGACCUUCUCUCACUAGCAGGGUUCCUGUAGGAGACCAUGAUAGUUACCUAAAAGCCUAUUAGUUCCACUUUAAACAGUCAUUUGUAAAUAUAAAUUUAAAUACUAGUGCUAUUGUGUGGAAAUAUAUUAGAAGUUUGUGAUAAUUAAAAGGUAUAUUUGUGAUCAGAAUCUUGUAAACCAUCAAGAACGUGAUUGGUCCUGUUUGUUUACAUGGAGCAAUAUAAACGUACUAAUAUAGCAAUACCCUGAAA
Ricinus communis (castor bean) is the source of this 1956-nucleotide messenger RNA. RefSeq names its product non-specific phospholipase C1. The record is from RefSeq and is a predicted model, not a curated record. The transcript is spliced from 3 exons. Gene Ontology annotation, biological process: phospholipid catabolic process. NCBI's taxonomy places the organism in Eukaryota, Viridiplantae, Streptophyta, Magnoliopsida, Malpighiales, Euphorbiaceae. The coding region runs from base 154 to 1767 and encodes 537 amino acids. Gene Ontology annotation, molecular function: hydrolase activity, acting on ester bonds.